This is a messenger RNA of Grosmannia clavigera kw1407, 2085 nucleotides long. Its product is annotated as peptidyl-prolyl cis trans isomerase. NCBI's taxonomy places the organism in Eukaryota, Fungi, Ascomycota, Sordariomycetes, Ophiostomatales, Ophiostomataceae. The record is from RefSeq and is a predicted model, not a curated record. Gene Ontology annotation, molecular function: peptidyl-prolyl cis-trans isomerase activity; protein binding. Gene Ontology annotation, biological process: protein folding; protein peptidyl-prolyl isomerization. Bases 1 to 2085 code for a protein of 694 amino acids. The transcript is spliced from 3 exons.
AUGGCAGAAAAAAAGCACGCCAGAGACACGUCAGUGGACACGGACACGACCUCGACACCGACGUCGAGAUUCCAUCGCGACACGUCCGAGAUGGCAGACGAAGCACGGAAAGAUGGCGCAGAGGCGACGGUCCACAAGAGAAGCCAUGCCGAGUUCUCUGAGCAGGAAGCAGGCGGACAGGGCAAUGGCUCCGGCGUCGACUCGGAUUCGGACUCGGACUCGGACGACAUGGGCCCGCAGCUGCCAUCGGCGGCAGCAGCAGCGCCGAAGAAGAAGCGGCACCGGCUGAUGCACGAGAAGCUGUACGUCUCGGCACUGCCCAAAGCGAAGCGGUACUCCAAGUCGCUCAUGCACAAGGAGCAGGUGGCGUUUCUGAGCAUGACACCGGGCACGGACUUCCUCAUCACGACCUCGGUGGACGGCGUGGUCAAGUUCUGGAAGAAGAUCAACGAGGGCAUCGAGUUUGUCAAGCAGUUCAGCGCACACGUGGGCACGAUCACGUCGGUGUCGGCGAGCCACGAUGGACGCAGCUUCGCGUCGGCGGGCGUGGACCGGACGAUCAAGAUCUUUGACGUGAUGACGUUCGACCUGCUGUCGACGAUCACGCUGGACUUUGAGCCACGCUGCAUCUGCUGGGUUCACCGGCGGGGAGCACCGCUGCCGCUGCUGGCAGUGUCAGAGGCAGAGAAGCCGAACAUACACAUCUACGACGGACGAGGCGAGGCGGGAGCACAGCAGGCGGCAGCAGGGCGGUCGAAGGUGGAGACUGGAUCGACGCUGCUGCAGCCGCUGCACACGCUGACGGCGAUGCACCGCAGCGUGGUGACGCUGAUGGCAUACAACGAGGCGUUUGACUGCGUGGUGUCGGCCGACGUGGGCGGGAUGCUGGAGUACUGGCGGCCCAGCGGAACGUACAAGACACCAGACAACGUGUUCCGGCUGAAGAGCGCGACGAGCCUGUACGAGUUCAAAAAGGCCAAGUCGGCGGCGACGGCGCUGACGAUCGCGCCGACGGGACGGCAAUUUGCGACAUUUUCGCUGCCAGACCGCAAGGUGCGGGUGUUUGACUUUGCGACGGGACGGCUGGCACGGGCAUACGACGAGUCACUGCGCACGGCCGAGGACAUGCAGCAAGCCGGCACGGCCGUACAGCAGCUGGACGCGGUGGAGUUUGGACGGCGACUGGCGGCAGAGCACGAGGUGGAGACGGAGGCGCUGCGAGACAAGGCGAACGUGAUCUUUGACGAGUCGGGACACUUUCUGCUGUACGGCUCGAUGCUGGGUGUCAAGGUGGUCAACACGGCGACGAACCAGGUGGUGCGACGAUAUGGGGCGGACGAGAACUUCCGGGCGUUGCAGCUGGCGCUAUACCAGGGCCAGCCACAGAAAAAGGGCGUGACGACGGUGGCGAUGGCGGCGUCGAGCAACCCGCUGCUGCAGGAGUCGGAGGUGCGCGACCCGAUCCUCGUGGCCACGGGCGUGGGCAAGCAGCGGUUCUACCUGUUUACCAACCAAGAGGACGCGGCCAAGGGCUCGCGUGACGUGCUGAACGAGCGGCCGACGGCCAACAACGGCGGCCACGGCAGCAAGAAGGGCGGACGGGCAGCCAAAGAGGCUGAAUCGGGCAGCGGCGCCGUGAUCCACACGACCUACGGCGACAUCCACAUCCGGCUCUUCCCCGGAUCGGCGCCCAAGGCGGUCGAGAACUUUGUCACGCACGCCAAGCGCGGCUACUACAACAACACCAUCUUCCACCGGGUCAUCCGCAAGUUUAUGAUCCAGGCCGGCGAUCCGCUCGGCGACGGCACCGGCGGCGACAGCAUCUGGGACCGGCCAUUCGAGGACGAGUUCAGCUCGCUCAAGCACGACAAGCCGUACACCGUCAGCAUGGCCAACGCGGGGCCCAACACCAACGGCAGCCAGUUUUUCAUCACCACGGAGAAGACGCCGUGGCUCGACAACAAACACACCAUCUUUGGGCGGGCCUACCAGGGCAUGGACGUCAUCCACCGGAUCGAGAACGCCCGGACAUACAAGGAACGUCCUGAAGAGGACAUCAAGAUCCUCAACAUUGACGUGUUGUGA